AUGUCUAGUAAGAAGAGUUUUAGUGGAAAAAUUAUUAUACUCUCUCUAUUCGUAGCUCCAAUACUAGCAGAAUGGAAUACACAAGAUUAUAUAAGGAGAGAGCAUUCUCUUACAAAACCCUAUCAAGGAAGCGGUAUGGCGUUGCCGUACUGGGACUUUUUAGGUAGCACAAUUGUUACGUCUAAUUAUGUACGGCUUACUCCCGAUUUGCAAUCAAAAUCAGGAGCUAUAUGGAAUACACAUCCAUGUCAGACAAGAAAUUGGGACUUGCAAGUACAAUUCAAAGUACAUGGCAAAGGCAAAGAUCUAUUUGGAGAUGGUUUUGUAAUCUGGUAUGUCAAGGACCGAAUGCAAAAUGGGCCUGUGUUUGGUAGCAAGGACUACUUUAGUGGUCUGGGUAUUGUCUUGGAUACCUACAGCAAUCACAAUGGUGCACACAAUCACCAGCACCCAUACAUCUCUGCAAUGGUGAAUAACGGGUCCUUACACUAUGACCAUGACAGAGAUGGAACUCAUACCCAAGUGGCAGGCUGUGAAGCUAAGUUCCGUAACUACAACCAUGAUACAUACAUUUCUAUUGUAUACAAAGAUGACACACUCGUAGUCUCAACAGACCUAGAGGGCAAAAAUGCUUGGAAAGAAUGCUUCCGUGUAGAAAACAUCUUGUUACCCACGGGGUACUACUUUGGUGCAUCCGCCACCACCGGAGACCUGAGCGACAACCAUGACAUCAUUGCCGUCAAGAUGUAUGAGCUUGACCUACUGGAGUCUCAAAACCAAAACGAUGAUCGAUCGCAAAUAAUCCCAUCAGCCGCGACCUCCGAUGCGCCGCGGGAGCGCCUUGAAGAUGAAAAACCAGCCAUGUCAGGUGUCAAAACAUUCCUUUGGAUGAUGUUUGUGGCCAUCAUUAUCAUAGUGCUGGUUGUCUGUGGAAUUAUGUGGUAUCAAAAGAGGCAGGAAAACGCUCGAAAACGACUUUACUGA
Messenger RNA from Pieris macdunnoughi, 984 nucleotides. Lineage: Eukaryota; Metazoa; Arthropoda; Insecta; Lepidoptera; Pieridae. The record is from the annotation of a GenBank genome assembly.